Coregonus sp. 'balchen' is the source of this 3021-nucleotide messenger RNA. Lineage: Eukaryota; Metazoa; Chordata; Actinopteri; Salmoniformes; Salmonidae. The record is from the annotation of a GenBank genome assembly.
GGCCGGCCAACCUUUCACACAGCACAGCACAUUGGUUACAAAACCUGCUACGGAGGAGUAGUUGCAACUGGUCAUUUCUGAGAGCAUUUCGCUACAUUGUAUACCAAAUUAUCUACAGUAAAGAAAAUGGACAGGACAGUUAGCCUUCCGAAUCAACCUGACAAAACCACCACAGGUAAGACUUCCUACACUGUAGCAUAACUAGCUGUUGUUAAAUUGUUCUCAAUCAAUGUCCUGGAUAGGGUGUGAAUUGAAUGUUUCGUAAAAUUUGAUUCAUUGUUAUAAAUGUGUUUACUGGUGAUACUGUAUAAACAUUAGUUUAGAUCCCUAUUGAGUAGGCUUUUAGCUCGACUAUUAUUAGUUAGGGAUCUUCUCUAGCUAGUCGCACUCAAAGGGAAUUUCUAAUUACCAGAUUUUACCUUGGGUAUUUUUUUUCCAGUAGUUUCACAUUUUUACAUGACAUUUUACAGUAGGCUAUUCCACCGUCAUACACCUCAUUCGGUUCAGAUCAGGGUCAGCAAUUUUGCCAACGAUUUAGCAGCUGGCUUUUGCUAAACGUGAACAGAAAGUGCUUACUUGCAGGUCAGGAAGCAAGGCACGAGCCACUCAAAGCAUGAACUUGUGGAGCCGCUUAUGUAUUCUAGUCAGUCUGUCUGAGGUUAUUUGUGGAGGGGAGGCCAGACGUUUUGAAGACUGUAGGCCUACGUAAAUGGGUGUUGCAAUCAGUAAAUCCAUGUAGUCUAGACUAGCACAAAGCUUCACAAAAAUGUCUAGCUUUGUCACCAUUCCUCAAUUUGUGUUAUGCAAGUUUCAAGUGUCCCUGUGUGUUUGUAGUGAACUUGGUGGAGAGCAGCAGCAACCCCAAUGGGCUGGACCUAGUCAGCUCCUACCAGACCAACAGGGUGGGAGACCCCAUGGAUCUGGUUGCUCUGGCAACACAAGUACAACGGGUAAUUAAAUUAAUGGCAUUGUAAUGGAAUAAUGAUAAUGAUGAUUAUAUUAAUCAGAUUAUCCAUAGUCAUGUACAGACCUUGUGGGAAGCAAACCCCUGGUGUUGCCAGCACCAUUCCCCUGCCAACUGAGCCUUUCUGAACCCUAACUUUGGUUUGACGUCGCCCCCUCAAGAAUGUAUCAUAAUGAUGAAGACAUUCUGUUUGAGAUUUACCUUAUGUUUGGUUACCUGUAUUGGGUUCCUAGGGAGAUGACUUUGUCAGAGCCAACGCCUGCAACAGACUGACAGUCAUUGCUGAUCAAAUUAGAUACCUGCAGGAACAAGCCAGAAAGGUGAGGCGCAUGGCUUACAUAUUACUUUAUGUAACCAAUCUAUGUAAUUCAUAUAGGGAAAUAAUUAAGUAGCAUUUGUGAUACCAGUUGGUUUGAUCUGAAUGUUUUUGUUCUCUGGUGUAGGUUUUAGAGGAUGCCAAGAAGGACGCUGAGCUGCACCACGCUGCAUGUAACGUCGUCAAGAAGCCAGGGAACAUGUAUUACCUGUACGAGCGGCCCUCCGGACAGAAAUACUUCUCCAUCCUCUCUCCUCAGGUAAGCACAUCACACCUGGGCGGCAUUAGGCACAAUAAUUUGGAACGUUCAGAUAUGGCUCUACUCUGAAAGAUAAGAAACAUGUCUAUUCCGUCACAUUUCUAACGUUCCAAUCACCCGGGAAAGCCCCCAGCACAAACAGCAGCUGAAUGACUGAGUAACAUAAUGUUACAGAACAUAUACCACCAUGUGGUGUAUAAUGUUAUGAGUUGGGACAUUUAGACGUUCAAAGUCUACAUGUGACCCUGAUGGGAGUUGAUAAUGUUCCCUUUAGCCGGUUAGAGGUGGUGCUGACUGACCACUUGCAUCUUUGUGUGCACACGCAUUGGCCACAGAGCAUGGUUGUGUAAGCACAGUAGCACACACAGGAGAACAUUGAAUGGAUAUAGAAAGAUUAACAAAAAAGUCCCACUUUAAUUUGUAUAUAAGAAAGGAACAGCCCAUUAGGUGUCUGCCAAACCCAUAACCCUUUUAGAAAAAGAUGGUGCUAAUAUUUACUCUACUAAUGACUAAACUGCUUCUCUUAUCUAAUUGCGUAAUGGCCUCUCACCUAUCUCUCUUUUGAAGGACUGGGGCGCCGGCUGCCCUCACAAGCCUUGUGGUGCGUUCAAGCUUCAAUACGACAUGUCCUGGACCCCUAUAGACGACGUGGAGAAGAAGGACGCUGAAAUUGCCAUCAUGGACAAACUCCUGAGCCAGCAGACAGCCCUGCCUCCCUGCUUAGAGGCCAACUUUGAGAACAUCUCGAAGUAGAGCUGCAACCUGGAACAGGACCGUCUUAAAGGGGCCACAUUGAGUGGCAUUAAAAUGGUCUUACUGGACAUACAGGGACAUAUUUGCUAGUUUGAGAAACAUAAGCUAACUUGGGGGGGUGUGCAUGCAAAGUAAAGGCCAAAAUGUGUAUUACAACACAUUAACAAAUAUUUGUUUUGUUUUUAUUCAUUUGGCGCAAACUUUUAGGCAAGCUCAGUAAAUCUGGUCCCAUUGGGGUUUUAUUGUGAAACUUUAGUCAUACAGAACUGUUUUAUUGUGUGGAAUCCUUCAUUACGUCAAAGACAAUUGUACGGUCUUCAAACUGCUCAAAUGGAAAGUCUUGAAGACAGAGUUUAUGGGAAAUAUCCCAUGUACAACAGCAUUAGGAAACAAUUCAAGGUUCUAAAUGGUUCUUUCCAGUUUUUCACCAAAGGUCUUUCAAGGAAUGUAUUUAUGAUUUACUUAAAAUAUUAAAGCAUAUUCCUUUUCACACAAUGGGAAACUGCUAUAUCACUCAAAUGACCAUCUCUAAUAGUAGAUUGGUGUCCAAGUCUUAAUUCUAUUUUCUUCCUUAUGUUUUCAUGGGGGACCAGGCAACCUGUUCUGUAAUUGGAAUGCAUUUUCUGUUUUUGGGACCUGCAAAAUGAUUGUACAGCUGUAAUAAAAUAUUUAAGUAUGGCACUUCUGUGUUAAGCAUGAGGUAAACAAGCAGAAGUCAGUCACACAUUG